AUGUCGGCGACGCUCGACACUCGGCGGGUGAGCUCUGAUGCGACGGCCGUCGUAGCGGAUCUCGUGCUGCGUGGAUCGGCUCCGCGGCUGCACGAAGCACUCAAGGCGAGGUUCGGAUCCAAGCCACUGGUGCUGGAGAGCACCAGCGAGAGGGACAUCGAGCAGUUCCUCCAGGAGGCUUCCACCAUGUCGCGCAAGGAGAUCCGCCGCCACAAGUUCAAGUUCCUCCAGGACACGGGCGUCGUGAGGAAUUUCACCCUUGAUCCAGUGACCCGCUUAUUCCUUCGGGAAGCCGACGGCAAGGUCUACAUCCUCUGGAACAGCCGCUACGCCGAAACCGAGGUCGUCGCGCAGUUUCCAUCGGAGAACGAUGACGGCCACUUCGUGGAUGAGCUCCGGCGCACGGCAACAGGUGCACAUAGCGCGAGGCGGCGAGUGAUCCGAGUCCUCGUCUUCAUCAAUCCGCGGAGAGUGCUGUCCCCUUCCCCGCCUGUAGAGUGCCCUGCGUUCCUUCACCUCCGGGAGCCCCGGCCCCUUCGCCGCUGCGCUCAGGCUGCUUUGCUUGCCGAGUCAUCUUCUGGGGCUUGGGGUCUGCUCUCUCUAGUGAAAGCUGCAGUGCUGUCGGAGUGCCGUGUUCGGAGUCAUCAAGCCUUGCGUCGCAGUGCAUUUUUUGCAUCUCGAGAUCACCUGCUGAAAGCCCCUGCUUUCAUCAUGACGAGCUCGCGAGCGCGGGCGUUGGCCGCAGACCUCGUGCUGGAUGGAUGCUUGACGCUAGUGGCUCGUCUCGGGCUCCGAGUGUUCCCCGAGGCGACUGUGGAGCAGGGCUUCAAGAAGAUGCGCGUCCUGACGCACCCAGACAAGUGCUCUCCCGAGCAGAAGGCGCGAGCCGAGGAGGCGUUCAAGGAGCUCGACAAUGUCAAAAAAGACAUCGGCUUCCUGACAGAGAGCUUCAUCAUCACCUUCCGUCGAGGCCGCCGCACGCCUCGGGAAGAAGCUUUGUUUCAGGAGCUCCGCGACCCUACGCCUGAGCCUACAGCGGCACCACCUCCGGCUCCCAAGGCAGCGCCCGAGCCAGCUCCGAAAGCAGCAGCUGCGCCGCCACCUAAGGCAGCUCCGAAGGCCAAGCGAGGACCGGGUCGGCCGAGGAAGACCGCGCCUCCGGCUCAGGAGGCUCCUCCGGCUCAGGAGGCGUCCAGUUCGGCGCUCAGCACCGGCAAGCGCAAGGCGGAGGACUUGCUCAUCGUGGAGGAGCCGGUGAACAAGGCGAGCAUCGAGGCCUUCAUGAAGCUCCGCGGCGCGCGGAAGGUGAUCCUCGCCACCGGGUACAGCCUCUUCGAAACGCUCGGCUUCUUCUUGGUCCGGCGGGGCGGCAAUGGCUGCGUCACGACAAGCUGGCGCGAGAGCAAGUUGCCCGGCGACAUCCUCGGCCGCCGCUUCUCGGGUGUGGACUUUGACGUGGAGCCGCCUGUGGUCUUCUGCGAUGUGGCGCACAGCCAUGCCUGCACCUCGGCCUUCGCGCACUGCCGACUCGUCAAGGAGAUCUGCCGCAAGGGCAUCGACGGCUGGGUGGACGUGGACGUGGUCAACAGCAUCUUCUCGCAGUUCGAGGCCAACUUCAAGGAGUGCCCCGAGGCGGUGAAGCGCUACAACAAGGACCGCGACGGCAUGGUCGCGGCGGUGCGCGAGGCCUACGGCUGCUCCAGGGACGUGGCGAAGCGGCUCUUCAUCCGCUUGGGCUUCAUGGGCAAGCUGGAGUCGUGGCUCCAAGACUUCGGGCUGGAGAAGAACGACAGCCCUCUGGAGGCGGAGCUGGUGUCCUUCGGCGAGGACAUGCGGAGCUUCGGGGAGGCCCUGGCGGUGGAGCAUGCUCAGUGGUUCGAGCUCUUCAAGGGCAAGAAGUACCCCCUGGGAAGCUUCAUGUCCGCGAUCUACUUCAAGCUCGAGCGGCAGUUCCUCGACCGCAUGAUCGCGGCGGUCCCUGUGCCGGCGAAGGUCCUGAGCUACGAGCACGACGGCCUCGGCAUCCAGCUGAACGGCUUGAGCGAGGCUGCUCUCCUGGCGGCCCUGAACGACCUCGACCCGCUCCUGCAGGUGACGAUCAAGGCGCCUCAGGACCCGGUCAAGCUGGCCAAGGAGCAGUUUCCGGAGGAGGAGUGGGACGGGCCAGCGGCGGUGUCGAGUCUCCCGUUCGAUGCGGCUGAACUGCAUCGAGCGCUCUUGGUGACCCGGCGCUGCAUGGGUCAAGGCGAGACGGAGGAUCAUCCCAGACCCAACGCCACCGACAACACGGUCGACUUCGGACGAGUCCUGGCUGCUCGCUUGGAAAGCGAUGUGCUCGUGCCAGAGAAUGAUUCCGUGUUCCUUCAGUUCCAGCCUCAGAAAGGGCGGUGGGAAGUGCACAAGGUGUGUGAGAAAGGCCUCCACGCCUUCGCCCGCCAGCAUCGCGAGAUCUUCGAACCGGUUCACUGCCAUUGGGUUGAUGGCACUCUCAAGCAAGGCCGUCGAGGCGACAGACUGCGACCGCACGUCGAGCCCACUGUUCCCUUGGGGCGACCGGCCUUCCUGAAUGCCCUGGCGCAGGAGGCCCUGAUCUACCUGCGGUGCCCUGCUCCCAAGCUGGACGACCCGCUGCGCACCAACCACCGGGUUCUCUUCGAGGACGGCUGGGUCUACGACUUCCGCGACGGCAGCUUCUCCCGCGCCAAGAGGAGCGACUUCUUCAAGCGCAGCAUGCCCUGGAAGCACAGGCAUCCCGAGUGGUGGGGCAACAAGGAGAUGCGCAAGGCCGCGAAGGAGCUGAUGGAGCUCUUGAAGAAGAGCCCGAGGGCCUCGGUCGUGGAGGACUCCCUGCGCACGGAGGAGACGUUCGGCAUGCGCCGAAGGGACGCCCAGAAGCUCUCCGCCUACGACCCCUUCCUGAAGUGGCUGCUCGCCUCCAACGAGGACGUGGACGAGGCCGUCUACGUGGGCAAGAACCUCGCCCGGGCGAUCGCGGGCCAUCCGGCCUUCUGCGAGCUGAUGUGGAACUGCGGGCCCGCACAGAGUGGCAAGGACCUCGGCGUCUCCAUCAUGCAGAAGCUUGCGGGCACGGGCUCCACGGGCGGCUACUGCGCGGCUUUGAAAUGGGCCUACUGCAUGAAGGGCGCCAACACCUCCAUCGAAGGAUGCUCGCCCUUCCUCUCGGCCACCGAGGGGGCAAGGUUCGUCUUCAUCUCGGAGGUCCCCAACCGGCGCAUCUCCAUGGCCCUCCUCAAGCCUCUCUGCGAGCAGCGAGGUGCUGAGAUCGCUUCCCGAGGCCUUUACCGCGGCGGCAACGAGUCCUUCACCCCGACGGCUCUGAUCGUGCUGACCUCGAACUUCCAGCCCCGCCUCGCCCACGACGAGCGCCAGGACACCGGCAGUUCCACCAGAGUCAAUGUCAUCGCCGCCUCCAGCAUCUUCACGGAGAACGUGCACCUGGCCACCCAUCAGCAGAGCGACUCCCGGCUGGCGGACGAUGUGCUCGAGGGCAAGCUCACGGCCUGCGCCUUCUUCUGGCUCUCGGAGUUCUACCACCUGCUGGACCUGGUGGAGCACACGAGGAACGUGGCGCCCCGCCCCCAUAAGAUCAGGCAGGUCUCGGAGAUGUGCUUCUACGUGGCGCCCGAGGAAUCCCGCUGGCUCCGUUGGCUCGCGAAGGUCACCUACACGGAUGACAUCAAUGAGGCCUCGACCAUCGCCGAGGUCCACGAGAGCGGCAGGAGCGCCCUGCAGGGUUCCGAGGAGGAGGGGCAGCUGAUGCCGAACCUGACCAAUGCCGGCUUCACGGACAAGCCCCGCGAUGCGACCAAACGGGUCUACAAGCGGCUGGUUCCGGGCCCAGAUGGCAGGCAGGUUCUGAGGAUGGUGAUCGCUCCGCCGCCGGAGCCCUACCGAUUCUCGGGCUACGAGGCGGCCUAG
Messenger RNA from Symbiodinium sp. CCMP2592, 3939 nucleotides. The record is from the annotation of a GenBank genome assembly. NCBI's taxonomy places the organism in Eukaryota, Dinophyceae, Suessiales, Symbiodiniaceae.